AUGAAUUGUGGUGGCGUCAAUUUUCCUCUCGAUGGAACCAUCCAUCCGCCUGCACGGAGCAGCGAUGCUGAACAGACGGGCAUCUGUCAGUCGCCGCCACCCCGUGAAGGGAAGGAUGACACAAAGUCUGGUGGGACAACUGCGCCGCAAGUUAAUGCUGAGCCGUCACGUCAAAACGAGGAUUGGCGACAGUCUGCGGCGGCUGACGGACCGAACACCGUCGAUCCGAGUCCCGCAUCCAACACGGCGACCAACACGUCCGAGACGAGGCCUGAGUUUGCCGCCAAUCCGAACGAAAUGAUGGUCCCGAAUGCAUCCAAGAAGAGGCCUUCCUUUGCCAACGGUCCGAGAAUAUUAGUGGCGCUGAAUGCAUCCGGGAUCAUGUCUGUCACUUAUGGCGGCAGGGAACACGUUGCUGCGGAUAACACGGACGAGGUGAGUGAGCGCAACGCCACUGGACACAAAACUCCUUUCUUUAGUAAAUGGCGUUGCAGGCAGUGGAUUUGUUGCUGA
Molecule: messenger RNA, 513 nt
Organism: Trypanosoma cruzi
Lineage: Eukaryota; Euglenozoa; Kinetoplastea; Trypanosomatida; Trypanosomatidae
Exons: 1
Coding region: 1-513 (170 amino acids)
Source: RefSeq, a predicted model, not a curated record